AUGACCGUUGUGGGCGCGCUGAACCUGGUGUUUGCGAACGUGGUAAUUGAUGAUAUAGAUGAUAACGACAAUAUAACGAGAAAUGUCACGAAUUCAGUCAGACCCCAUGUAAGAGCAGAUUCAGUUCAGUCAGACCCCAGAUUCAGUCAGACCCCAAGUAAGAGCAGAUUCAGUCAGACCCCAAGUUCAGUCAGACCCAGACAACAGAUUCAUAAGAGCAGAUUCAGUCAGACCCUAAGUGAGAGCAGAUUCAGUCAGACCCUAAGUAAGAGCAGUUUCAGUCAGACCCCAAGUAAGAGCAGAGUCAGACCCCAAGUCAGAUUCCAGACCAAAUUCAGUCAGACCCCAAGUAACCGAAGAUUCAGUCAGACCUCAAUUACGAGCAAAUUCAGUCAGACCCCAAAUUCAGUCAGACCCCAAGUAGCAGAUUCAGUCAGAUUCAGUCAGACCCCAAGUAAGAGCAGAUUCAGUCAGACCUCAAGUAAGAGCAAUUUCAGUCAGUCCCCAAGUACGAGCAACUUCAGUCAGACCCCAAGUAAGAGCAGAUUCAGUCAGACCGUAAGUUCAGUCAGACCCAGAUUUCAGUCAGACCCCAAGUACGAGCAACUUCAGUCAGACCCCAAAUUCAGUCAGACCUCAUGUAAGAGCAGAUUCAGUCAGACCCCAAGUACGAGCAACUUCAGUCAGACCCCAAAUUCAAUCAGACCCCCAGAGCAGAUUCAGUCAGACCCCAAAUUCAGUCAGACCCCAAGUAAGAGCAGAUUCAGUCAGACCUCAAGUAAGACCAGAUUCAGUCAGACCCCAAGUAAGAGCAGAUUCAGUCAGACCUCAAGUAAGAUCAGUUUCAGUCAGACCCCAAGUAAGAACAGUUUCAAUCAGACCCAAAGUAAGAGCAGAUUUGGUCAGACCCCAAGAUCAGAAUCAGUCAGACCCCAAGUAAGAGCAGAUUCAGUCAGACCCCAAGUACGAGCAACUUCAGUCAGACCCCAAGUAAGAGCAAAUUCAGUCAGACCCCAAAGCAAUUUCAGUCAGACCCCAAAUAAGAGCAGAUUCAGUCAGACCCCAAAUAAGAGCAGUUUCAGUCAGACCCCAAGUAAGAUCAGUUUCAGUCAGACCCCAAAUUCAGACCCCAGUAGUCAACCCCAAGUAAGAUCAGUUUCAGUCAGACCCCAAAUAAGAGCAGUUUCAGUCAGACCCCAAGUAAGAGCAGUUUCAGUCAGACCCCAAGUAAGAGCAGAUUCAGUCAGACCCAAAAUAAGAACAGAUUCAGUCAGACCCCAAGUAAGAGCAGAUUCAGUCAGACUCCAAGUAGAAGCAGAUUCAGUUAGACCCCAAGAGCAGAUUCAGUUAGACCCCAAGAGCAGAUUCAGUCAGACCCCAAUUUCCAUCGCGACGGUCGGCCUGGGCAUCGACGAAGCCAAGACUAAACAUGAGCCAAACACGCAGGUCGCUCGCCGCUCCGGGCCGGGUCGGGUCCUGCUGUGUCCACCGGCAGUUCGCUUGAGGAACCCAGGGGCCGCCACCAUCAUUAGACUAGUCCCAAUCAGGAGUCAGCAACGACGGAGUGUGAGCACCUCGCAGCGAAUGCUCAUCCAGCGAGAGCACCUGCGACAGGAACGCGACGGCUACGGCGAAGCACAAGUUACGGGGGAGACGAAAGGUGACCGGAGAGGUGUGUCAGUCACGACCCAUCCGGCCACGAGAACAAACGUCCUCAUGUUAACUCUGCAUGAUGAGUAUGAUGUUCAGACAUAUGAGGACACUGAUGGAGGGAUAAACUUGGAGUGA
This is a messenger RNA of Penaeus vannamei (Pacific white shrimp), 1788 nucleotides long. NCBI's taxonomy places the organism in Eukaryota, Metazoa, Arthropoda, Malacostraca, Decapoda, Penaeidae. The record is from RefSeq and is a predicted model, not a curated record.